UGACUGGCACUGACCGACCACUCACACCACAACUUUGGUGAGUGCGAGAAUCAUUUUUGAAUGUAUUCUUCGUGAAGAAGCAUAAAUCAACUUGCGUGAAGAUUGUCCUGUUCAAACAAAGUAAAAAAGAUGGGUUCCAUUGAUGAAGAAGUGUCAUUGCUAGAAGUUGAAGAAUCUCUCAUACAGGAAGAAUUGAAACUGUAUGCUGAAGAUGGUUCAAUAGAUAUUUAUGGAAACCCACCAUUGAAGCAGAAAACAGGAAACUGGAAAGCUUGUCCAUUCAUUUUUGCAAAUGAAUGCUGCGAACGGUUGGCUUAUUAUGGUAUUGCCAAGAAUCUAAUCACUUACUUCACAAAUGAGUUGCAUGAGACCAAUGUUGCUGCGGCUAGACACGUCAUGACAUGGCAAGGGACAUGUUAUAUCACUCCUCUUAUUGGAGCUUUAAUAGCUGAUGCUUAUUGGGGAAGAUAUUGGACUAUUGCUUGUUUCUCUGCCAUUUAUUUCACCGGAAUGGUUGCGUUGACUCUCUCAGCUUCAGUUCCCGGACUUAAGCCAGCUGAAUGUAUCGGUUCUCUUUGCCCACCAGCAACAACGGUUCAGUCCACGGUUUUAUUUUCAGGGCUUUACCUUAUUGCUCUUGGGACAGGAGGAAUUAAACCAUGUGUCUCAUCCUUUGGUGCUGAUCAGUUUGACAAGACUGAUCCAAGCGAACGAGUCAGAAAAGCUUCGUUCUUUAACUGGUUUUACUUCACCAUCAACGUUGGUGCCUUUGUUUCAUCUACUGUUCUAGUUUGGGUCCAAGAGAAUUGUGGAUGGGAAUUAGGAUUCUUGAUACCAACCGUGUUCAUGGGACUUGCUACCAUAAGUUUCUUCGUUGGCACGCCACUUUAUAGAUUUCAGAAACCUAAAGGUAGCCCGAUUACUAGAGUCUGCCAAGUUCUUGUUGCUGCAUACCGUAACUUGAAUCUCAAGUUCUCUGAAGAUCAAUGUGCAGGUUUCUUGACAAAGCCGCAAUUAUAUCAGAAGGAGAAGCCAAAUCCGAUCCAUGGAAGCUCUAUUUACACUCUCUUUGUUCAACAAGGACGGUCCAUGAAACGAACCAUCGGCUCAUUUGAGAUCCCUCCAGCUACUCUCGGGAUGUUUGACACUGCGAGUGUUCUCAUAUCUGUCCCAAUCUAUGACCGCAUCAUUGUUCCCUUUGUGAGACGGUUCACAGGCUUAGCAAAGGGAUUCACAGAGCUACAACGAAUGGGGAUAGGACUUUUUGUCUCUGUCUUGAGCUUGACAUUUGCAGCUACCGUUGAGACGGUUCGGUUACAGUUAGCCCGAGAUCUUGAUCUAGUGGAGAGUGGAGACACUGUUCCGUUAACCAUCUUUUGGCAAAUCCCUCAGUACUUCCUUAUGGGCACUGCUGGAGUUUUCUUCUUUGUUGGACGAAUCGAGUUUUUCUAUGAGCAGUCUCCAGAUUCAAUGAGAAGCUUGUGUAGUGCUUGGGCUCUUCUCACUACCACACUAGGAAACUACUUGAGCUCGAUGAUCAUUACGGUUGUGGCGUAUUUGAGCGGCAAAGAUUGUUGGAUCCCUUCAGACAACAUUAACAAUGGCCAUCUUGACUACUUCUUCUGGCUUUUGGUUUGUCUUGGAUUUGUUAACUUGCCGGUUUUUGUCUUCUUCUCUGUGAAAUACACUCACAAAAAGGUUUGAUCUCUUCUUUUCUGAUUAAGAUAUCUAUUGUCAUGGAGGAUCUUGUGUAUACUUUCAAAAUUUGUAAGGUGAAGCAAAUUGAAAGUUAUAGGGUCUUUGUGGUACAAAUUGAAAAGUUAUGGCCCUCUGUUUUGGCUGUA
Camelina sativa (false flax) is the source of this 1844-nucleotide messenger RNA. RefSeq names its product protein NRT1/ PTR FAMILY 8.4-like. Gene Ontology annotation, molecular function: transmembrane transporter activity. Lineage: Eukaryota; Viridiplantae; Streptophyta; Magnoliopsida; Brassicales; Brassicaceae. Gene Ontology annotation, cellular component: membrane. The record is from RefSeq and is a predicted model, not a curated record. Gene Ontology annotation, biological process: transmembrane transport; oligopeptide transport.